Messenger RNA from Ambispora gerdemannii, 3006 nucleotides. NCBI's taxonomy places the organism in Eukaryota, Fungi, Glomeromycota, Glomeromycetes, Archaeosporales, Ambisporaceae. The record is from the annotation of a GenBank genome assembly.
AUGUCCGCCUCAGACAACGAGUUUACCCAAUUAUUAGAAGACUUAUCAACUGCUGCUACCAAUUACAAUCUGGAUACUUCCUCGAAUCAGGCUGCAGCUGCCAACAUUUCAGCAGCCCAACAAAGAAACAUAAACAAUCAUUCUUCCCUAAAUAUGUCCCCUCUCCUCGCACAGACACAGAAGGAGAGUGGAAAUACUAGAGAUUACGUUUCCGAUACUGUAACUUCUUCGGCGUAUCCGCCACCUGCACAAGACCCACAACGUGUACUACGCCAAAUGAUGAGUCUGUGCAAACAUAUAUAUUAUCGAGGUUUAAUUGAGGGUAGUGGGAGUGAUGUGACAAUAAGAGCAUUCGGUAAAGAUUAUCAUCUGCAUCGAAUUAUCCUUUUUCAAAAUACCUAUUUCUCGGUGUUGAUGGAAGGUCCAUGGAAAGAGAAUGGUGCGAAUGCAAUAGAAUUAAGAUUCGACGAUGAAAAUAUCACACGUGAUGCAUUUGAAAUUGCACUUGGACGUCUUUAUGGUCGUCUGGAUGAUGUCAUCCUACCCUCGCAAGUGCUUAAUUUACUCGCUACUGCAUCAUUUCUGGAUCUACAAGAUAUAUGUGAAACGUGCGUAGAGGUGAUCUUACGUGAUAUAAAGGAAGACACCGUGGUUCAUUAUCUUACCUUUGCUACUUCCCAUUUUUAUGGUACACAUUCAGAAAAAGUCACCGAAUCAUGCUUCACGUAUUUGUGUCGAGAAGGUUUUGAUAAUUUACGAUUAAGAUCGGCGUUUUUGACGUUACCAGCUGAAUGGCUAAAACGAGUUCUCGAGAGUGAUGCUUUUUGGGUGCCGAGUGAAUACGAGCGGUAUUUGUUUGCCAGAGAAGUGAUUAGCAAUCGAAGAAAAAUUGCAUCGGAUCAGAAACGAAGUAGUAUUGCGUCCGGACUGAUAGACCAUCAACAAACGAUGUAUUCAAUGGACAAUAAUAAUAGUAAUAGUAUACCAAAUUCACCUACAACUCCUACACCAACGUCAUCAAUAAUUAAACGAUUAUCUGAAUCUGCGUUCACGUAUCAUACACGAAGAUCCGUUUCAAUAAGCUCAACAUCAUCCACUUCAUCCUCUUAUAUUCCAGCAGAUAGUGAUGAGCAAUUAUACACCGCGAUCUUUUCCUAUGGCAUUUAUUAUGCUCACAUGAGAUUCGAAGAGUUGAGUUCUAUUCUAAAUGAUCGUGAUAUAAUUAACAAUGCACCGUUCGCACCAAAUCAUGUAUUAAAGGAAGCAUUAUGGCAGCAAAUUGAUCUAAGGAAUAAGAUUGAAAAUGCAUCAGAAACGGAUGUCACACUCGGUAUUUCGUCUUCGGAAAUACCGCCAGGAUUUCAUUUUGAAAUUCCUUCUGAUGAUACAACUCAUAUUGGGGAAGCAUUGACCGGUCUCGAUGAUAUGAUUGGUGGUGGGACAAAGGCAAUGAAAGAUGGUGAAGGAAUAGGAAGCGUAGAGUAUUCGCUGUUUGCCCCAUUUAGAUUCAGUGUUGAGUUUGCUGAUGUGGCAAAAUUAAAAGAAAAACAACGGGUCUAUUCUAAAACUAAAUUUUAUGCUGGAUCAAAUUGGAAUAUGUAUAUACAAAAGAUAAAAACGCCAAGAAAGGGAAUUCAGCUUGGAGUUUAUUUACAUCGUCAUUCAAUGCCCGACACAUCUAAUUCAAAUCUGAAUGGAUCAUCAAACAACAAACCUAACAGCUCCACAUCUUCAAACUCUCCUGGUGUCGAUUCCAAUGAUCAAUUUGCCACGCGUCAGUCGUUGUUAAUGCGUAACAUCAACAGCGAAAAGAGUUUUUCACGAUAUGCAGAUAGAAGGAAAACUGUCAGAACGUGGUUCAAGAUCUUUUGUCCGGCAAGAGGUCCAAGUCACGUAUUGACCCAGUUUCAAAGUAGCCCCGACAAUUUCGCAUUAAUGCAAAGUUGGGGCUGGCGAAGCUCAAGUUUGUGUUCCGACGAUUAUUUAUUAGAUGUUCGAGAUUUUGAUUCAACCAUGGCUUCGGCCAUGUCAACCUCCGCCUCAUCAACCCUAAAAUUCUCGGUGGUGAUGGGACAUGUUGAUGGUGACGAAAAUACUGAUAUUGAGGAAUCUUCGGAUGAAAGUGACGGAAAUAAGAUACUAAACGUCGACGCAGAAUUCUUUGACCCACAACCUUCAGAUUUCCUUGCAAUAAAAAAUCUUUUGAAUCAAUUGUUCUCGGCGGAUUCGGUUCUUUUUAACCUUUCCGAGAUUACAGAGUUGAUCAUCAAUCAACCGUUACUUGGCACAACAGUGAAAUUGGAAGGAUCAGAAUCCGAUCCGUUUGCUUUGUUGACUGUGUUGAAUAUUAAUGUGCAUCAAGGCAAACAAUGUAUGAAAACUUUAAUCACUUACAUCCUCGAAAAAACAGGUUCAAACAAACAACUAUACGAAAAAUUAUCAUCAUCAAUAUUAAAAUCCCACAACGACAGUGAUAAUUCUAACGAUCACGUUGGAUUGAUCUUAAGCGAACGUUUAUUAAAUAUGCCAGUACAAAUAAUGCCACAAAUGUACAAAAUGUUGGCGGAGGAAAUUCAAUGGGCUGUCGAUGAUAAUGAACCCUAUAAUUUUGAAUGGUACCUUAUCAUUACGAAAACUUAUUGUGAAGUUGCUUCAUCAUUAGACGAAGAAUUGAUAGCAAGUGAAGAUAUUUCCACCCUAAAUAAUAAUAAUAUUCAUCUUCAUAAUCAAAAUUCUUCUUCGUUAUCGAAUCGCGUACAAAAUCCCAAGAAAAAGAAAAAAACAAAACUGUCAGAGCCACAGAUAUUUUAUUUUCAUCCAGAAGAUGAAAUAAUCGAGCAGAAUGCCGAAUUCACGCACGAUUUUCAACUCUCGAAACAACUACCAACUUCUGAUUCUCGGCGUGCGUUUCAAGAUUUUGGUAUUGCACCCGCAAUGAAGGUUUUCCUGCUGCAUCGUGACAAAAUUCAAAAAUUGAUUACGGAUUUAGAGGUCGCAUGUCAAUAA